Molecule: messenger RNA, 159 nt
Organism: Dibothriocephalus latus
Lineage: Eukaryota; Metazoa; Platyhelminthes; Cestoda; Diphyllobothriidea; Diphyllobothriidae
Source: the annotation of a GenBank genome assembly
UAUGUGCAUCCGGAACCCACGGAAGCAGCCCUCUCCCAACUGCUCACCGUGCUGCGUGACAGUCACCUGCCCUCGCAGGAGCAGCGACCGCGUCUGGCCAGUUGGCUUUCCUUGGCGGCAGAGGAACUGAAACACGUAAGUACUGCACGCAUGGUUUAG